Brassicogethes aeneus is the source of this 390-nucleotide messenger RNA. The record is from the annotation of a GenBank genome assembly. NCBI's taxonomy places the organism in Eukaryota, Metazoa, Arthropoda, Insecta, Coleoptera, Nitidulidae.
AUGUAUUUUUCCGAUGGUUCAGCAUCUCAAUAUAAAAAUCGCUACAAUUUGCUAAACUUGCUACAUCAUGAAGAAGAUUUUCAAAUAACAGCAGAAUGGCAUUAUUAUGCAACUCAUGGAAAAGCUCCAAGCGAUGGUUUAGGCGGAACAUUAAAGCGAUUGGCUGAUAGAGCCAAUCUCCAAUCAAAAAGUGGAGAAAAAAUUCAGAACCCCGAUGAGCUGUUUAUUAAACAGUGUUUAAGUGGGCAAACAAAAUGUCCAGUGAAUCACUUCGUUUCGAUAAGCAGAUUCAGCGUACUGAGAAGGAACUUAACAGAAGGUUUAAAAAUGCUCUACCAAUACAAGGAAUCCGAAGUUGUCAUGCCGCCGUUCCUAUUUCGAGUGAUGUGA